AUUCUCUCAUCUCUUUAAGUACUUAAACAUGUAAGGACAACCAUAAUUUAACAACUAAAGGGCUCCAGUUCCACACGUGUGUUUAGACGUUUCCGCACGUGCAAGGGGGUUGAAGCGAAGUAAAUUCAAUCUUUGAAGACGAAGAAAAUAAGCGCCAGUGGCCCUAAUCACUCACUCUCUGUGUCUCUUCACCUUCGCAGGGUCCAUUUCCCCUGUUUCUGGCUAGAUACAAGAAGCUUGUCUGAAAGAAUCUUUGAUUGGUCCUUCUUUAGUUUGGGAUCGGCUUCUUAGCUUGUUACUCUCCUCCUUUGGAUUUGAGUGUAGCGUUUCUAUUUGUCGACUUAUCCCCCGUUUGAGGAAAUGUCAGGAUGUGCAAUGAAUUUUCAGCUCUCCAGUUUUGUUAAAUUUCGUAAUGACAUCUCCUCGUUGAGGAUUUGUAAUCGAGACUUUGUGUUUGGAGACUUGGUUAAGGAAAUGAAAGUACCUGUUUUGCGGAUUAAGGGUACGCAAAGAUCGAGGCUUUUGGUGGUUAACAUGUCUCAGUCUCCCGUUGAGCCGCAAUCUAUAACAGAAGUAGAAAGUGAUGUCAAUUUAUGGAAAGGCGACAACGUAAGAAACUUGGGAGCUGAUGAAAUGGAGAAGUUUGAAAGUGGUGGUAAUGUUGGAAAUGGAUUUAACGGUGGUGAUGGUAAUGGUGGAGGAGGAGAUGGAGAUGGAGAUGGAAAUGGAAAUGGAAAUGGAGAUGAUGGCGAAGAAGACUAUGAAGAAAAGGAGUUUGGACCCGUUUUGAAAUUUGAAGAGGUUAUGAGAGAGACGGAAGCUAGAGGAGCCACGCUUCCAUCUGAUAUGUUGGAGGCUGCUAAGACCUUUGGCAUCCGCAAGUUGCUUCUCCUUAGGUACUUGGAUUUGCAGAGCUCACCUGGGCUGCUUGGGUUUGCUAUAAGAUCAUGGUCUAUGCUUCGCAACAGAAUGUUGGCUGAUCCAUCUUUCCUCUUCAAAAUAGGAACUGAGAUAGUCAUAGAUUCUUGUUGUGCCACUGUUGCUGAAGUUCAAAAGAGAGGGAAAGACUUCUGGGCAGAGUUUGAGUUGUAUGUUGCUGAUCUUCUUGUUGGAGUUGUGGUUAACGUUGCUCUUGUCGGUAUGUUGGCCCCUUUUGUCCGUUUUGGUCAACCAUCAGCAUCUACUGGCUCCUUAGGACGCAUGCUUAAUGCUUAUAACGCGCUUCCAAGCAGCGUGUUUGAAGCUGAAAGACCAGGGUGUAGCUUUUCAGCUCAACAAAGACUCGCUACAUACUUCUACAAGGGUAUAAUGUAUGGUGCGGUUGGGUUUGGAUGUGGCAUUGUAGGCCAAGGCAUUGCUAAUCUGAUAAUGACUGCUAAACGAAGCAUAAACAAGUCGGAAGAAGACAUUCCAGUACCACCACUCAUCAAGAGUGCAGCUCUCUGGGGUGUGUUCCUGAGUGUUUCUUCGAAUACACGUUAUCAGAUCAUCAAUGGUUUAGAGAGAGUGGUUGAAGCAUCUCCUUUCGCCAAGAAAGUGCCUCCUGCGGCUUUAGCCUUUACCGUUGGUGUAAGGUUUGCUAAUAACAUCUACGGUGGGAUGCAGUUUGUGGACUGGGCAAGACUGAGCGGUUGUCAGUGA
This is a messenger RNA of Brassica rapa (field mustard), 1641 nucleotides long. RefSeq names its product protein RETICULATA, chloroplastic. Gene Ontology annotation, biological process: plant organ development. NCBI's taxonomy places the organism in Eukaryota, Viridiplantae, Streptophyta, Magnoliopsida, Brassicales, Brassicaceae. Gene Ontology annotation, cellular component: chloroplast inner membrane. The record is from RefSeq and is a predicted model, not a curated record.